UGUACGUGUCGGAUACUGCCCUUUACGGUGAUGGGCAGCUGCCCGUAAACUAGUCCCCCACCCCACCAGUCUGGUAUUAUGUGGUCUCGCCCAUCCAACAAAGCUUCAUUUUUAUGGGUCCUGUGCUCUGAACGACCUAAGAUUUUAUUUCUCGUAUAUUAUCUUCUCUUGUCCCCUUCAAAUUGAAAGAUCGGGUUUGAGCUGCACACAGUUUUGGGUAUUCUCAUUCUUAAAUUCUGGAGGCUUUGAGCUUCAAAGUAGUUUGACCAAAAAAAAAAAGCUUCAAAGCACAGAGAUUACUGAGAAAAAGAUUGUGAAAUUGUGAGACUUUUAGUUGAAUUUAGGCUUCGUAAUGGCUGGGAUGUGUUAUGGAGUUGUCGGCGGCGAAACUGAAACUUCAGCACCGGUUGAGCCGAGUUCGAAAUCAGCGAAGCGUCGGAAACUGGAAAUUCAUCAAUUCAAGUUGGUUGCCGCCGAUGUAGCUAUACAGCCACCGGAAGCUAGUCGGAAGAGACCAAAACUAGAGGCCAUGAGUCUGUCAGUUCCACCACCGCCGUCGUGCGAUGACGCUAUUCACAAUUGUGAGGUUAGUGGAAAUGAACUUGCGAAAAAUGGUGAAUCGGAGACACAGUCUUUGAAUCGGUGUGAGACUCUGUCUUCGUCUGUGAGAGUCGAGCGUGAAGUGGCUUCAGAGUGCCCUAAGUUUGGGAUGACUUCUGUGCGUGGAAGACGGAGAGACAUGGAAGAUGCAGUGGCGAUUCAUCCACUAGGUAGUAGAAAUCAUCAGAUUGCGAGCGAUUUACAUUUCUUCGGCGUUUACGACGGCCAUGGUUGCUCACAUGUCGCGAUGAAGUGCAAGGAUCGAAUGCAUGAGAUAGUGUUAGACGAAUUCGAGAAAAGUGAAGCUUCAUGGAAGGAGACGAUGAUGCAGAGCUUCUCACGUAUGGACAAGGAAGUUAUAGAAUGGAGCAAUGGUUCAACCAUCUUGAGCUCGAAUUGCAGGUGUGAACUUCAGACUCCACACUGCGACGCAGUUGGAUCCACCGCGGUCGUUGCUGUCGUGACUCCGGAAAAGAUAAUCGUCUCCAAUUGCGGUGAUUCUCGUGCCGUGCUUUGCCGGAACGGCGUCGCCAUCCCCCUCUCCUCCGAUCACAAGGUGAGUCUUCAUCGUUCAUAUGUCCAAACACGAACAUCAAUUUCAAUUUUUAUUACAGUUUUGGUUGUGUGGAAUUCAAAUUUUUUUGCUUUGGUAUAAAUCGCAGCCUGAUCGGCCAGAUGAGCUUAGCCGUAUAGAAGACGCCGGCGGUCGAGUCAUAUACUGGGACGGUCCUCGAGUUCUCGGAGUCCUAGCAAUGUCCAGAGCAAUAGGCGACAGUUACCUUAAGCCGUACGUGAUUUCAGAACCGGAAGUAACCGUAACGGAUCGGACGGCAGAGGACGAAUGCUUAAUACUAGCAAGUGAUGGGCUGUGGGAUGUGGUAUCGAACGAAACUGCUUGCGGCGUUGCGCGGAUGUGUCUGCAAGCUCAGAAGCCACCAUCGCCACCGCCGUCUCCGGGAAGCGAUGUGAAUGUGUCCGCAUCCGGAGAGAGCUCGGACAAGGCUUGCUCUGAUGCGUCAAUUCUGUUGACCAAGUUGGCCUUGGCAAGGCACAGCACCGAUAACGUCAGCGUCGUCGUUGUGGAUCUUAGGAGAGGCCUAUAGCUACGUGGUGUGGAUUCUAUUUUUCUUUUUCUUUUUUUAUUUGGCCUUUUUUUCUUAUAAAUCAAAGCUUUGUAUUGAUGUACUGUCGAAGGACAAUCAUGAAAGAUGGGGAAAAUUUUUAAUUGGUAAAGAUUUCGGUUUUACAGAUGGGUUUUGGUUUAACCGUGGAG
Messenger RNA from Ilex paraguariensis (yerba mate), 1873 nucleotides. Lineage: Eukaryota; Viridiplantae; Streptophyta; Magnoliopsida; Aquifoliales; Aquifoliaceae. The record is from the annotation of a GenBank genome assembly.